ACAAGGCCUCAGCCUGCCUACAGCUGCUUCUGUCUACAAGCAUGGCCUUGCUACCACCAGUGGGCCAAGAUGAGGCAAAAUGCUUUCAGGAUGAAUCUGGAAAAACUCAGUAAGCCGGAACUGCUGACACUAUUCAGUAUUCUUGAAGGAGAGCUUGAAGCAAGGGACCUUGUUAUAGAAGCUUUAAAGGCUCAACACAGAGAUACUUUCAUUGAAGAACGCUAUGGAAAAUAUAACAUCAGUGAUCCCUUAAUGGCUCUACAGAGAGAUUUUGAAACACUGAAGGAGAAAAAUGAUGGUGAAAAGCAGCCGGUCUGCACAAACCCUCUGUCCAUCCUGAAGGUGGUGAUGAAGCAGUGCAAGAACAUGCAGGAGCGCAUGCUGUCCCAGCUGGCUGCUGCCGAGAGCAGGCACCGAAAGGUGAUCCUAGACCUUGAGGAGGAAAGGCAGAGGCAUGCGCAGGACACAGCAGAAGGAGAUGAUGUCACCUACAUGUUGGAGAAGGAAAGAGAGAGGCUGACCCAGCAGUUGGAGUUUGAAAAGUCCCAAGUGAAAAAGUUUGAAAAAGAACAGAAGAAGCUCUCCAGUCAGCUGGAGGAGGAACGCUCCCGUCACAAGCAGCUCUCAUCCAUGUUGGUGCUCGAGUGCAAGAAAGCCACCAGCAAGGCAGCCGAGGAGGGGCAGAAGGCAGGAGAGCUGAGCCUGAAACUGGAGAAGGAGAAGAGCCGGGUCAGUAAACUGGAGGAGGAGCUGGCAGCUGAGAGGAAGAGAGGCUUACAGACUGAGGCCCAGGUGGAAAAGCAGUUGUCGGAGUUUGACAUCGAAAGGGAGCAACUGAGAGCAAAACUGAACCGAGAAGAGAACCGGACUAAAAGUCUGAAAGAAGAGAUGGAAGGUUUGAAGAAGAUACUCAAGGACCUAGAGGCUUCCCACCAGCACAGUAGCCCUAAUGAUCAGUUGAAGAAGCCAGCAACCAUGUCCAAAGGCACAGCAACCGAGCCUCCCAUGCUAGUUUCUGUAUUUUGCCAAACAGAGAGCUUUCAGGCAGAAAGAACCUAUGGGAGCAGCACAGCGAAAAUGACAAACACAGGGUUGGCUGGUCCCACUACCCCCCCUUACUCUUAUGCAAAAACCAAUGGCCAUUGUGAUCCAGAGAUACAAACUACUAGGGAAGUGACUACAGGCAACAAUAUAGAAAACCAAGUUCCUCCACGAGAGAAAUCUGUGGCAUUGGCCCAAGAGAAGCCAGUUGAGAAUGGUGGCUGCCCUGUGGGCACUGAGACUCCUGUCCCAAUGUCUAGUCACCUCCCUUCCAGUGGGAGCUCGCUGUCUCCCAGCAGCACUGCCUCCUCUUCUCUGACAUCCUCGCCAUGCUCUUCCCCUGUACUAACUAAGCGUUUACUGGGAUCAUCAGCUAGCAGCCCCGGUUAUCAGUCAUCUUACCAAGUAGGGAUCAACCAGCGGUUCCAUGCAGCUCGGCACAAAUUUCAGUCACAAGCAGACCAGGACCAACAAGCCAGUGGUCUGCAGAGCCCUCCAUCCAGGGAUCUGUCCCCCACCCUCCUAGACAACUCUGCUGCCAAGCAGCUGGCCCGAAACACAGUCACUCAGGUGCUCUCCAGGUUCACUAGCCAACAAGGGCCAAUCAAGCCUGUCUCUCCCAACAGCUCCCCCUUCGGCACAGACUAUCGCAAUCUGGCCAGCACUGCCAAUCCAAGAGGUGACACCAGCCAUUCACCUACUCCGGGGAAAGUGUCUAGUCCUCUGAGUCCCCUGUCUCCUGGAAUCAAGUCUCCUACCAUCCCCAGAGCUGAGAGAGGAAACCCUCCACCUAUCCCACCCAAAAAGCCUGGCCUCACGCCUUCGUCAUCUACCAGCACUCCUCUGACCAAAACUCAUUCCCAGGCAUCCUCACUGGGCACCACAGAAGACCUUGCUGGCAGCUGCUCUUCCAAUGCCGUGGUAGCCAAUGGCAAGGAUGUCGAGAUACUUUUGCCUACCAGCAGUUAGUCCCGGAGCGGGCAUCUCCACAUUUGACAUUCCAUCAGAUUUCGUCCAAGAGCUCAGAGUCAGGCCACUGAGUCAGAUUAUGUUAUUUAUUUGGAUAGUAGCUGAGACCAUCUGUAUAAUACUUUUAGUGUACUUCACCUUUUUGUAUUUUUUUAAGUAGAAACUGAGUAGUAUUGAUUUUUAUGGCUCACAUCUUUGUACUAAAGCUAGAAGGGCACCUCAAAGACGUCUCAAGCUCAGCAGUCACUGUCAUAUUGUGACGGAGAAAGCUAAUUGGGUACCAGGUGGUGAUUUGCUGUCUAUUUUGGGACUAGAAUCACUCAGCACUCAUUUUGAAUUAUGCAGAGUGGUUCACGCAGAUUUUUAUUCCAGAUGAACAUGUUUUAAAAGUGCCUGAAAUAAGACUGCCAUAUGAAUGUGAUUCUGCAGCAAAAACACAAAAUGGAUCAUUUAAUUGCAGAAAAUGAGAUCCUCUGUGAAUUUUGAAUGUUAAAAACCAACACUGCUUUUAAUCCUCUGUUACUGUUUAUAAUAACAAGCUUUGUGUUCUGAAACAAGGCUAGAUACAUAGAAUGGGAAUCCUUCUAACGGUGGGUGUGAACUCACCACAAAGCUGAGCUUUAUAGAGCCCUUGAGAAACCCUCCUGAGCACUAAGCAGUUAGGGUGCUGAUUUCCUUGUACUUUUAAAAAAUUAAGUCACUCCUAGUUUCCUGCAUAAAUCACAUCCAUUCAAAGAAGGUCUUCAGUUAUCUACUGGUGUAUAAGAAACUUCUGAUUCUGAUUACUAUUACUUGAAUAGGAAAUGGUUAUUCAUUCUGUGUAAAAGUUUUACAACAGAAUGGCAUCUUUAUUCUGUAAUCAAAAAGCAAUAACUUAAAAUUCACUCUCUUUGUAAUAUAAGUCAGAAUUAUACCGGUUUUUAUCAAAUUGUUACAUUUAUUCUCCAAGCUGCCAGCACUUAGCAUCUGUAUCUAUGGAACCAAAUUAACAUUUGCCUAAAUGAAAGUAUAAAUGUAUCUGUACAGAGACAUACCCCUUUACGUGUUGAACAUUCACGCACUUAAACACAUAAAUAUUAGUGUGAUUAUAUCUUUGGAGUUUGCAGUAUAGUAAAGGACAAGUAGAAUUGCACAUUAAGAUUACCUAGCAAGGCAGCUCGAUGUGGCUGGGACCCAGUCAGUCAAAGGGGAGGAACCCUGUCCACAGGGAGGUAGGGGAAAUGUCAGAUGAAGCCCAGGUUUUCAGCAUCAUAAAGAGGCACAGCUAAACUAACCCAUGUCACAAAACCCAACUGGUCAUGUGAAAGAGGACCAAGUGAAACACACCUAAGAGUGGUGGCAGCCAUAGCAAACUGAAGUGCCUAAGUCCCAUGUGAAGAGCCGUGCCAUUCAGCUCUGGCUGCUUGCUGCCGUGCAAGAAUAGGAGACCAGAGUUACCAACUCUCCAGAUGUUUAAACAGUGCUGGCUAAACACUUCUGUACCUGGAUUUAGUUGCAGGUUGCCAAGUUGCAACCUCUUUUCACCAUAGCAAAUUGGCAUGGACAGAAACCUCCCGAUUUCUAGCUGUAUAGGCCAGUAGCUGACAAAGUCCAUAGAAUAUAACUGUCCUGUCUUCAAACAGGACUGUCCACAGCCCAGCUCAGACAUGGUAGUUGUAUGAUUUUGUGCCCACUGCGGGGAGGGGGUGUCCUCACAUACAGUCUUCCUAGCCCACAUCUAUCCAGCAGCCUCCAAUCACCUGCUGUAAUUUAAAUUUAUUUCCUCUUAAUCCAGGAAAAGCUAUGUAUAAAUCACAAUGGAAAAUACUGGUGACUACAACCCUUACGGCUUGAUUGAGGUAAUAUAUCAAAAAUUUAAACAUUCCUAAUGCCCAAGGGUGUCUACCAAAAUGAUGUAGGGGGUAUCUUAAACUAUCCAAAACAAUCAUACAUUGAACUUCAUUCCCUUACAUAGCCAAAAUGAACAGUAUUGAUUAAAACAGCUGAACUUUCUAAACAGGAUAGGAGGCUACAGUGCUUUAAAUGGUAAUCUUAAAAGUUGCAUUGUGCUCUUCCUUUGUUUUGGGAUAAAUGUAUACAGUACAUAAAGAGAUACUAUAAGGAGGUUUAUCUCUUAGGAAGUGCACUGAAUCAUGUAUUUCUUUUACAGUGUAAUAUGGGGGCGGGGAUAUGCAAAAGAAAUGUGUAUUUUUGCUAGUUGCCUAUCUUCUGAGAUAAAUAAGCACAAUCUUGCAAUGGAUCCAGUAAUCCAGUUAGAUAUUAUAGAGUAGUAUUUAAGUUUGCUGUAGAUUGUAUGUGUGUGCUAAGUAAAAGUUCCAUGAUUCACAGUUUUGGUAUUAACCCAUGUUGCAAAAGUUAUUUUACUGGUCAACAGAUGAUAAUGAUGUGACUUAUAACACAAGCAUUAACGAGUCAUUAACAUUUGUAAAGCCAAAUGUACCAUGCAGAAGUCUUCAUUUUUAUAACAGACUACAUUAAAACAAGUUAAAUCAUA
Molecule: messenger RNA, 4504 nt
Organism: Tupaia belangeri chinensis (Chinese tree shrew)
Lineage: Eukaryota; Metazoa; Chordata; Mammalia; Scandentia; Tupaiidae
Gene: CTTNBP2NL
Product: CTTNBP2 N-terminal like
Exons: 5
Coding region: 70-2010 (646 amino acids)
Biological process (GO): protein dephosphorylation
Cellular component (GO): actin cytoskeleton
Molecular function (GO): protein phosphatase 2A binding
Source: RefSeq, a predicted model, not a curated record